Oppiella nova is the source of this 1615-nucleotide messenger RNA. The record is from the annotation of a GenBank genome assembly. Lineage: Eukaryota; Metazoa; Arthropoda; Arachnida; Sarcoptiformes; Oppiidae.
CUUUUGAAUUGAGUUUUGUUUACAAAAACACAUGAUUUUUGUGACAAAUCUCUAAAUCAGUUGUCAUUUGAUUUGGUGUUUGAGUUGCGGCGAGUCUUCGGCAGCGAUGGACAACGAGAAGACAAAUCCAAUUCAAUUGAUAUCACAUAACAUGAGGAGAGAGGAGAUGAUGACACAAAUCAUCGUCAGUUUGGAUCAGUUGUCUUCAUUCAGCGACCAAAUCUUCAAAAGCAUUGAUCAGAGGAUCCAAUCGAUGAACGAGAAGCUGCUGGACAUCAAUGAGCGAAGACAUAAUUGCGUCCAAAAGAUCCAACAGAUCCGGCAGUUGGCCAACAAAGCGACCAAAAUAUACGCCAACUAUAAGUACCCCAAAGAGGAGGUGUCUUCGCCACACACUUUCGCCACAAUCAUUGGCCGCGACUUUGGCACCAAUUGUGGUGAUAGUCACCGGCGACCAGACAUUAGGAUCACUUCAAGUCAUAUACCAUUCGAUGAACAGCUGCUCAAAGAGAAGACACAGUUCUUCUCGAUUCCCAAGACUAGCCAUAAGAGUGACGAGUGUUUCGACUUUUAUGACUUGUCUAACGUUAAGUCAACGGAUCCGUUGGGAGCCAUUCCGUGGCAUCGAAUAACUUCCCUGUCAUCGCUUCUGGUGUUCAAUACGGCUGACAAUCCAUACCUAAGACGAUCUCAAGGUUCGUCAAUAUAUGACCAAAAGAUCCGGUCGAAGAGACUUCAGGAGAUGAGUGUCCAGAACAACGAUAUAUUCAAAGCCCCGGAAUCCAUACUAAACAGCGAACAGACGGAGCAACUCGAGAGUCUUCACUAUUUGCCGGAAGUGCGGUCACCGCCACAGAUCAUGGAUGACUUACCACAAGCCCUGCCAUCACUUCCGGGCAUCGCCGACGACAUCGCGUUCACACAAUUGGACGAAGAGUUCCUCAGCUCAACCAUUCCUCACCUCAAUUCACUGAUUCCACAGUUGCCUGACAUCACCGGAAUUGAUCCAAAUGUCAAACCCAGUCAAGCAUUGGCUGUCAACCGGACCCAACACUUGCCAUCCGUAAGCCAAACAGUAUCUCAAAAACCGCAACAAACGGAUCCACUGGUAUGCCCUCCGCCGCCAUCAGUGCCACCGCCGCCUCCCCCUCCGCCGCCCCCUCCACCGCCGCCCUCUCCGCCACCAGUCGUACCAAAAGAGGCCACGAAUUCAGUGCCAAAUCCACCGAAAUCUCAAUCGACAGCACCGGUGGCUAAAAGUGUUGCACAAAACGCGGCGAUCGAUACGUCGAGAGCCAGCCUUCUGGAGUCGAUCCGAGCGGCCGCCGGAAAGCCUAAGAAGUCGACAAAUGUUGUGAUCGAACGCAAGAUUGAGGCGAAGAAAGCCAAGGAGAAGCCGGUCGUCACCGGAGACCUCAUGACAGACCUCUUCAAUAAGCUGUCGAUGCGUCGCAAAGGCAUCAGCGGUGCGAAUGCGGCCAAAGAGGCGACACCACCGCCGCCCACACAGCCGGUCGACCCCUCGUCGGCGAUGCAGCGCAUCUCAGCGAUGAUUCCUCCGCCGCCGCCUCCCGUCCCGCCCGAAGACCUCGACACCAGCGACGACUGGGACUGA